UAGACAAAGACCUAUAAGUAGGUAUAUUAGACCUAGACCAAAAGAAAUAAUAGGUACUUGCAACUGUAUUUUCGCAAUUAUAAUGUAAUCCCUGGACCCUAAGAUUCGAAGAAUAAAGUAAAAAGUUUGGAUUUAUAAGAUACCAAUAAGAUACUAUCGAUUCAUGAAUUAUUAACAUAUUUUUAAACUUUCUUUAAACAUCAAUUAAGUGCGUUGUGCUUUUGAAUUUUAUACUUAAUUUAUAAAUAUUAUAAACGAAAAUGACCAGUGUAUCCUUAUCUGAAGACUGCGCGAAACAGUGGGAAAUUAUGUUGUUAUUAUUGUCGUCUGAGGAAAGGAAAAUCGAUCGGUCGACUGAAGAUGAAGUCGACACGAUGAAUUAUUUCUACAAGAAUAAAGGAGUCCGAAAAAUCUUUCUUCAUUGGCUGCAACAAAUGCAAAAAACAUAUUGUAGAAAAACCAACGAAUUAGAUACUGCUUUGAAAUGUGAUGAAAUAAGUUUACUUUGGAGGCAAAAAGGCAAUGACAAGUUUCGAACCAACUUGGUAGAAGAAAGUUAUAAAUGCUAUACAAACAGUGUAAAGUAUGCGAAACACAACAGCCUUAUGUAUUCCCUUGCUUUAGCAAAUAGAUCUGCUGCAUUGCUUCGAAUGAAGAGGUUUCAGGAGUGUUUGUCUGACGUAGCAUUGGCUAUUGAGCAUGGUUACCCACUGGAGCAACAACAUAAAUUGCAUCUACGCCGUGCUGAUUGCCACAUCGAAUUACAGCAACGAACUGAAGCCCGCGCGUCACUUGACGCUGCCAUUCAACAUGCUAAUUCUCUUAAACUUUCAGCCACAAACGCUUUGGAAUUUGAACGACACAUAAAAAUACUGGAAAAAAAGCUGGAAUUGGUUAAAGAGGAAGGAUGCGUAAACGAGUCAGUGGUUCUUCCUGACUGGUACCUCGGCCCGAAUCCCAGCUUCAAUGCUGCUUCCAAUGCUAUAGAACUAAGACGCAACGACGCAGUAGGCAGACACGUGGUGGUGAGAGCGAGCACGCGACGCGGCGACGUGCUGUUCUCGGAGGAGCCGUACGCGUGGGUCGCGCUGCCCACCGACUCGGCGGCGGUGUGCGAGAUGUGCUGCGCGGGCGACGUCAACCCCGUGCCCUGCAGCGUAUGUUCGCGCAGCGCGUACUGCGGGGAGCGCUGCCGCGCGCUCGCUGCGCUCUCCUUCCACCGUUGGGAGUGCGCGGCGGCACAAUUCUCCCUCUUCCCCACCAUAGGCAUCGCACAUUUAGCUCUAAGGGUAUUACUAAUAAGCGCACAGAACGGAUUCCCCGCGCCGCCGCGUCGUCUCCCCGAGGCUACAACGGCAGCCGAACUCUUCAGAAGUUACUCACAAGUUGACAACACACAGAUAUACAAACAAGAUACACCUCCUUUCUACAGGAUGUUCAAUCUGGUUACCAACUUCGAUAAAAUGAAUAAUACAGACUAUGUGCAGUAUGCUCUGACGGCGACAAUGCUGACUCUAUAUUUAGAGAACUAUACGUCGUUCUUCGAGUUUUUGCCGAGCAAGUUGCCGUGCAAGCUCGCGGACGUGGAGAUGAAGCUGUUCGCCGCGGCGGUCGUGCUGCGCAGUCUGGGGCAGCUGGUGUGCAACGGACACGCGACGCUCAGCCUGUCCACUGUGGAGGACGACGGGAACGGUCGCACAGUGAGUGAAAGGGAAGUCCGUCGCGCGACUGCCAUAUACCCCUCCGCUGCGAUGAUGAACCAUUCCUGCGACCCCAACAUCAUUAACACGUUCUAUAACAGCCGGCUGAUAAUCCGUUGUUCGCGCGAGUUGGCGGCAGGCUCCGAGGUGUUCAACUGCUACGGGCCGCACCGCGCGCGCGAGCCGACCGCGCAGCGCCGCUCGCAACUACGCGCGCAGUACAUGUUCGCGUGCGAUUGCACUGCGUGCAGCGACAGCGACAGGAAGGACUUUGUGUUGCUGUUCAGCGCUUACGCGUGUCAAUCGUGCAAGGGGCCCGUGUCGUGGCAGGGGCGCCGGCCCCGCUGCCAGCAGUGUAGCGCGGACUUCCACCCGGAGCGUGCGCUCGUCCAGAUCGACCGCGCCGAGGAGCUGGCCAUGCAAGCAGAGCAAAUGCCGAGUCUUGAAGAGCGGUGCGAGAAAAUGCACGCAUCGUAUCGGCUGAAGCAGCAAGUGUGGCAUCGACACAACUCUUCUCUGCGCGUGGCGGCCGACAAGCUAGCGCGCCUCUACGCGGACCUAGGGGAAUUUAGCAAAAGUAUGGAGCUGAUUAAACAGAACAUCCAGAGCUUAGAAUACCAGUUUGGAUCCUUCAGUGUAGAGGUGGCACACGAGCUUAGAAAACUGUCCGACGUCAUGUUAGAAAGAAUACUCAACGCGCCACAGCAUUUGGAACACAGGGAAUGGUGCUUAGAAGCCCAUAAGAUAAUAAAGAAAGCUGUCCAGCUGAUGGAGUUGAAUUAUGGGUCGUGGGAGCCGUUGGUGGCGCGCCUAAAGGAACAGGAGGCGUACGUAGCCUCGCUGCUGGCCGAAAGCCGCACACCAGACGCUGCGGACUGCAUCCACCACAAUCUGCAUUACAACCUCAAGAUAUAAUGCCACAAGCACAAGCUUCGCAAACUUGAACUGCUUAGCCACGAGACACGUUAGAGAAAAAAGAAAAAUCGUUCGACACAAUCUGAUUUUUUUUCUAUUUUAGGCCACCGUAUCACAGUGGUAAAAAAUCCUAUUUUAUGAUUCUUUUAUGAUUUGACUAUGUACCUGUCUGUAUGUGUCUGUCUUUUUUAUAUGUCAAAAAAUGUUGCGUAACCAAAAGUAUGCUAUAAAUAUAUGAACAUGAUCGGCGUACGAAACGAUUUUACUCGCGACAGUUUUAACGAUUAAGAAUUAACUUAUGAAACAACGAAUUAUUUAAGAAAGCAUUUUAUUAAAAUUAACUGUAAAUGUGUACCAUACACAGUUGUGCAAACAUAUUGCACAAGGCAUUUAUGUAUUAGAUUAAAGACGCAAAAAAAUAAAUGUAUGGCCUUUACAAUUUAUAAAAUGAGGAGUUCAGGAUAGAAACCCAAAAGGGUAGCCUACCUUUACGUAACUUGAUUAUAUUAUACCGUGUGAUUAUUCAUGGAUAAUUCACUUUCAUUAUCAUCAAUUAUGGGAAAUUGAAAACGUAAUUUAAAUUUAAAAUAAAAUAAAAUAAAAAUAUUUUAUUUCAGACAGUAAUUAUAAGACCA
Molecule: messenger RNA, 3250 nt
Organism: Maniola jurtina (meadow brown)
Lineage: Eukaryota; Metazoa; Arthropoda; Insecta; Lepidoptera; Nymphalidae
Product: SET and MYND domain-containing protein 4-like
Exons: 15
Coding region: 261-2615 (784 amino acids)
Molecular function (GO): protein binding
Source: RefSeq, a predicted model, not a curated record